GGCUAGGAAACAUAAUCCAGAGGUCCCCCCAAAACUCGACCGAGCUAGUCGUCCGAUUCCGGAUCUCAAAUGGUUGGGGAAGGAAUACAUUCCAUGGGCUUAUCCUGAGAGAAAUAAUAAAACAGUGAGCCCAGAAUCUUUACGUGAAGUUUGUUCCUUUGGCAAUCAAGAAGGUCCGGUCUAACUGCCACUAUGCCUCGUCCUAUGCGAAGAAAGCGUCCCGUAGGGGGCCAAAAUGUACAAGCUCAAUCCAAUGUAUCAGGGUCGAAGUCUCCUCCACAAGUGUUCGCGCGCCAGAUCCAAGGCCCCGUUGAAGUCAAAUCGCUCAGCUACAGUGUACAAAAGAAAAAGAAGAAGAAAAAGGGAGAACAGGAUGAUGCUGAGGUGGAGAAAGAAAAAGUUCAGGAGGAAGAGGAAGAGGAUGAGGAAUGGUUAGCACAGAAGAAAAGACGAGAGGAAUCGCUGAAGCAAUUUGAGCUUCUCACUCAGAGGAAGAACCAAAGGAAAUUGGACAAGAAGAGGAAGAAGGAGGAGGUAAUAAGACAAAGGGAAGAAGCUAUCAAACGAAAGAAGGAGAAUGAGGCGGAGGAGAAGGAAUGGCUGAAGAGGAAAGCCCGUCUGGCAGAGAUUCGUAAAGCAAGAGGCCUGGUCGGUGAUGGCACUGGUGAUGCUCAAGCAGCGCCACGCCCACCUCCUCCAGGAAGAGGGCGUGGCCAAUUUAGAGGGCGUGGCAGAGGUCGUGGUCGAGGGAGAGGAAGGGGGAGAGGAUUACCACCCCCAGGCAGGAAACAACCCCCUCCGCUGGGGCGCGGGGGUCGUAGGCCGGGCACCCUUGGGAAGCAACCAACAAUGGAAGCCAUCAUCGAAGAGCAAGAAGGAGAUAAACUCUCACGUCAGGCGUGGACCGAAGCUUCUAAGGACUCACAUCAUCCAGAUGCUCCUGAAGUCUCAACCCAGAAAAGAAGUCUGUCUCGAGUCGAUGAUACCGCAGAUGAAACGAAAGAUGAAAAGCAAGAGGAAGUUAAAACAGAUGGAGACCAGGUAGAACCACCUCCAAGAAAGAGUAAAAAGUUCUCGAAGGUAGCCGGUUUUGUUGCUAGAAUGCUUAAAGCAAAACAGAAAGAAGUCCCAGAAGGGAAAACUGUUGACGAGGAAGGUGAUGAAGGUGAAAAGGAUAGCGUUCCACGUCAGGCCUGGACUGAACCUGGUCAUAAAGCGCAACCUUCAGAUAUUCCUGAAGCUUUGGUCAAGAAGAGACGUUUUUCUAAAACGGAUGAUGAAGGAGAAUUGCAAGAUAUUGAAGGGGCGAAAGACGACGACGAGAAAGAAGGGAGUGCAAAAGACGUAGAUGAAACCCAACCACCUCCUCGUAAGAAUAUCAAGUUCUCCAAAGUGGCUGGUUUUGUUGCCAGAAUGAUAAAGGCAAAAAAUAAAGCAGCAGUCCCACCAACUGGAUCUGAAGGAACGAAAGACAUCCAAAAAGAGGCUGAUGACAACAAGAUAGUUGACGAUUUAUCUCCAAGACCUAAAACCGAAGAUGAGGUAGAGGAACCAGAUCGUGCCAAAUCAAAAUUAAAACGCCAAACCACUUUCCACGAUGGUCUGUCUGAUGAGCACCGGCUCACUCCAGUGGAGGAACCCGAAAAAGAGAGAAAGGGAUCAAUAGUUGAAGAAACGAAAUCUGUUGGAAGUGAGGCUAAAGAGGGGAAGUCCCCAGCUGAAGGUGACAGAAGUGCCGGUUCUGGAGAUAGUGAAAAGGAUUCAUCAGAGAAUGAUCAAAGAAAGGAGGUAGCAAUAGACAAGGUAUCUCCAUCAGAAAGUGACGGUGCUGAAGAAAAGGAAAGAGUCUCCUCAGAAGUGAAGUCAACCUCGGACAAGAGCCCAGGAGUGCCUAUUGAACAGGCUGAGGGUGAUUUAAAACCCGACACCGACGUAAGUGCAGGCCUGAUUGUGCCUUCCGUUGAGGGGAAAGAGAUUGUGACUGUGCAAGUGAAGAUAAUGGUUGACUCUCGAUCAACCCAGUGGACACCCCAUGACUUUGUUACACCUACAUUUCCGCAUGAGGAAAAAGACAGAGAGGACAUGAGUGAAAAGAAAGUCGACACCACACCAAGACCUGAGUCAGGCCAAGAACCCUCUCUUUCGCGAAAGUCAGGUGAGGAAAAAGUAGAAGAUGAAGUAAACGACAAAAUAAAUGAGAAAGAUUCUGACGCCUCCCCAAAACCUGAGUCGAGCUUAGAGCCCUCUCCUUCAAGGGCAUCAAGUGAGCAGAUUACGAAAGAAGAAGACGAGGAAAGACGAAGCGACUCAACACCGAAACCUGGGUCGGGUAUGGAUCGUAGUCCUUCGAAAGCUUCAAGUGAGCAAAAUGACGAAUAUAAAGAAAGUGUACUCAAAGAAGACCUAACAACAGAUGACAGUCAAAUGGUCGAUAUCUUUGAUAACAUUGUUGCAGACUUGGAUCGACCGGCUAACCCAAUACCCGAUAUGAAGAAGGUAACCGUGCCAAAAUUAGACCCGAGACCCGAUAAUCCGAUCCCCACUGAAAUACAUCCGAAAUUGAUUGAUAUUGAAAUUGAUGAUGAAUACUAUUUAGCAGGGAGGCUACCUAAAAGAACUUGGAAAUUCGAAGAUAAUUCAGACUACUUAGAAUUGCAGCUGUUUGCAAGGAAAGACAGGAUUGCUGAGCAGCGAAAACUUGAGAAGUUCCGAAAAACAGAAAUGGGUUCUCUUCUUGAUCUGGUACUAGAAGGAUCCAAGGUACUUCCUCUUGAGGUGUUCGAGACUGAAAGACACCACAGGGGUUUCGAAAAGAUAUUAACUUCUUUGGUAAACGAGGAAAGGAAACUCCAAACUCCACCUAAAAAGAAAGAACCUGGUGCAAAACAGAUAGAAAGUUCCUCCACCCCUGAAAACAUAGACUAUACCAUAGGUAGAGAGCCGCAGGAAACAGAUAAUAUUGAUGAAGAUUUUGGAGCACCUACUGAGGAUCACUUACCUACGAAGGACGAAUCAAGACCAGGAACACCAGUUGAGGAAGUUUCAACAGAUGCAUCGUCUCCACCAUCUGGCAAAGCAAGUCAGCUUUCAGGCAAAGAUGGAACGAAGUCACCAAAACUUGAAUCUCCCCAAAGGAAUGGGACAGGCAUAGAAGAAUCUAAAAGUGAAAAGGAUAUAUCGUCUCCGACAGCCAUCAAAGCAAGCCAACUUUCAGAAAAGGAUGGAACGAUGUCAUCAGAAACGAAAUCUCCUGAAAACGUCGUGGAAGAGGACGAGAAAACUCAACCUAAAACAGAUACAUCGUCUCCAACAGCCAGUGAAGUUACUAAACUUUCAGAAAAAGAUGGAUCGAAGUCACCAAAAACGAAAUCUUCCGAAGGUGUUGAGGCGGUUAAAGAGGAUUCUAAAACUGAAAAGGACAUAUCGUCUCCGUCAGGAAGUGAAGAAAGACAACCUUCGGGAAAAGACGGAGGGAAGUCACCAGAAACAAACUCCACCGAAAACAUAGAGACAGGGCAAGAGGAAACCGAAACGCCAGAAGAUACAUCAUCUCCAACAGCCAAAGACCCAAGCCAACUCUCAGGAGAAGAUGGAGCAAAGUCAUCAGAAAAGAAAUCUCCUAAAAGCGCCAUGACAGAUAUAGAGAUAAAUAUAACUCAGAUAGCAGUAUUACCUUCAAAUAUUCAACGAAAACAUGCCCUGUCACUUCUCGAGUCUGUACAGAUCGAUAUGAUGGGUGUGUUGGAGUUGGACGCAGAAUCCAAACCAUCUGAUGGAGCGGAGGGAAAUGCUUUGGUAGGAGAUGGGGGAACAACUCUCAGUGAUGAUGAUCUAGUAAUCAAGGAAGAGUGUACCUCCGAUCCAGAGGACCAUGACCGGAAAACAACUCCUGGUAAAUCAGAUUGCGAAUCUCCAGAGAAACUAAAACCAUUUUCUGGAAAGUCAACACCGAACGCAGAAAGAGAUUUACCCAAGGAACAACCAAUAGAAAUUGACAACGAUGUUAUUGAAGACGAAAUUUCAAAAGGUGAAGAAGAAGAAAAAGUAACGGAUGUAAACGAUGCUAAGAGCAUAAAAGAGACUUCGAGACCGCCGAGUAAGUUAAGUGAAGGAGACGAACAAAAAGAUAAAGAUAAGGACACCACUAAGGAAACAUUGAGGCCACCAAAUAAGGAGACCUCCAGACCUCCAACUAAGUUAAGUGACGAGGAAGAAAAAGACAAGGAAGCCAAAGACAUGGAGACUGUUAAGGAGAUUUCUAGGUCAUCAUCUAAGUUAAGUGAUGGCAAAGAAGAAAAUGUCAAAGAUGUCAAAGAUAAUGAAAGCGGUAGACAGAUUUCGAGGGCACCAACUAGGUUAAGUGAUGGCAAAGAAGAGAAAGAGGACCUCCAAGAAAGAGAAAGUAGAAAAGAAGCCUCAAGGGCCUCAAGUAAGAUAGGUGAUGGAAAAUUAGAGCAAGCAAGGGACGUGAAAGAUAAAGACAGCAGUAAGGAGAAUUCCAGACCACCGACUAAGUUAAGUAAUGGCAAAGAAGGAAAUGAAAAGGAUGUCAAAGAUGCUGAUAGCGGUAAAGAGAUUUCGAUGACACCAACUAAGUUAAGUGUUGGCAAAGAAGAGAAAGAGGACAUCCACGAUAGAGAGAGCAGAAAGGAGGUCUCGAGGGCAUCAAGUAAGUUAAGUGAUGGAAAAUUAGAACAAGAAAGGGACGUGAAAGAUAAAGAGAGCAGUAAGGAGACGUCCAGACCACCGACUAAGUUAAAUGAUGGCGAAGAAGAAAAGAAAAAAGAUGUCAAAGAUACAGAGACUGUAAAGGAGAUUUCUAGGUCAUCAUCUAAGUUAAGUGAUGGCAAAGAAGAGAAAGAGGACAUCCAAGAUAGAGAGAGCAGAAAGGAGGUCUCGAGGGCAUCAUGUAAGUUAAGUGAUGGAAAAUUAGAGCAAGAAAGGGACGUGAAAGAUAUAGACAGCAGUAAGGAUGAUUCCAGACCACCGACUAAGUUUACUGUUGACGGAGCAGAAAAGGAAAAGAAUGACAAAGAUACUGAUAGCGGUAAAACGAUUUCGAGAGCACCAACUAAGUUAAGUGAUGGCAAAGAAGAGAAAGAGAACAUCCAAGAUAGAGACAGCAGUAAAGAGACAUCCAGACCACCGACUAAGUUAAGUGAUGGUGAAGAAGAAAAGGAAAAGGAUGUCAAAGAUACUCAUAGCGGUAAAGAGACUCCCAGACCGCCGACUAAUUUAAGUGAUGGCAAAGAAGAGAAAGAGGACAUCCAAGAUAGAGAGAGCAAACAAGAAGCCUCGAGGGCAUCAAGUAAGUUAAGUGAGGGGAGAGAAGAAAAAGACAAUGCAAAGGACGUCAAAGAUACAGAGAACAUAAAAGAAACUCCCAGACCACCGACUAAGUUAAGUGAUGGCAAAGAAGAGAAACAGAGCGUCCAAGAUAGAGAAAGUAGAACAGAAGCCUCGACAGCGCCUACUCAGUUAAGUGAUGGCGAGGAAGAAAAAGAAAAGGAUAUAAGAUAUAGAGAUAACAGAAAAGAAACCUUAAGGCCACCAACUAAAUCGAGUGAUGGGGCAAAGGAGAAAUUAAAGGAUGCCAAAGAUACUGACAGCUUAAAAGAGUCUUCUGUACCACCGAAUAAGGCAAGUGAGGGAAAAGAAGAAGUAGAGGGUAUUAAAGAUAGAGACAGCACAAGAGAAACAUCGAAACUGCCGACUAAGUUAAGUGAUGGAGAUGUAGAACAUGAAAAGGAUUUGGUCAGUAGUAAGUCGGAUUCGAGGCCUUCAAGUAUAUCAAAUGAUGGAAAAGAAGAAAAACAGAAGGAUGUCGAAGAUACACAGAGCAUAAAAGAGACCUCGAGAUCACUGACUAAGUUAAGUGAUGGAAAAGAAGAAAUUGAAACGUCUAGACCUCCGAGUAGUGUAAAAGAUGAGACCGAAGCUACUUUAAUUAAUAUGACUGAAGAUUUUUACUAUCCUUGGCUGUAUCCAAUUGAAAAGGAUACCAUAGUACUGGAAGAUAGAGAAGAUGCAUCUCCAAGUAAAAGUGCAGAAACCAAAUCCCGAGAACAAACGCCAAGAUCUGUAGCAGAGUUUGCAAGGGCGACUAAACCAAAAGAAGAGGUAGAUGGCCAGUCACGCGAUUCAAAAGAACCACAGGAGCACACGUCACCACCCAAACCUGAGACGGAAGAUAACGAAGAUAAACAAUCGUUGCCGAGUCAGGCAAAAGAUGACACGAAAGGUGAUGAGCUUGCAGUAGUGAAUGUCCUCCCCACUGGGUCCCCUGCAAAAGAGGCAGCAGAAGCAUCUUCUCCGAAAAUCAGAAAGACUCCAAUUGACACCGUAGAAACCGUUGUUUCUCAAAGUCAACUCUCUCGUAAAACGAAAUCAAGAACAUCAUCAGAAAGGAUACAUUCAGGGAUAAGAACAACGUCCGGGGAUCAUACUGACAAGAAGCGGUCGACAAGUCAACUUUCUGAGAAAAGUGAAGUCAAAGUCUCGUCAGAAAUUCCUAGCUCUAGGGAUAAAUCAGCCAAUACAAUUGCAGAUGCCGAUGAAGUUACAUUACCAACUGACACCCGAUUGCCUGAUCCUAAAGAGGCGGAUUCUGUGAAAAUCCUGCCGGGUGAGAAAACUCUUCCGCAAAGUGCAAAACUGGAUGAGGCUCAAAGAGACACCAAAGUGCCCACGGAUGUCAUUUCAGAAGGUUCAGCGGCUAUUGGUAAGAUCCCAAGAGUAAAACCAGGGGAACCAGCAACUGAUCGUUCUAAAUCUGAAGAAGGUGGCGUUGAUGCUGGUUUGAUGGUUGCAGAUUUGGUUCUUGUGAGUCAGAAAAUUAAUCCCACUGACGAUACGGAUGCAAAAUCUAGAGAGAAAGGUGGAGACAAAAUUGCCCUGCUAGAAAACCCACUUAUAGGCAAGGAGCAGCUAACAGCUGAAAGGGGGCGCGGAAGAGGAAGAGGAAGAGGGCGUGGAAGAGGGCGUGGUCGAGGAAGAGGACGAGGUAGAGGCGUGGUACAGGAUGGGGAAGAAGUUCAGCCGCAAGAAGGAGAUCAGGUUGAGCAGCGAGGUAGGGGGCGUGGACGAAGAGCACGUGGGCGUGGCAGAGGGCGUGGUCGUGGAAGAGGGAGGGGUCAAGUGCCAGAUAAUGUUGACGACCAUCCUCGAGAAGGCGACAUUCCUGCAAUAGUGGACGAAAGCGAAUUAAAGAAACAACCUAAAGGAGAGGAAGGUCAGAAAAUCACUCAUUCAGCUGAUGUGUCUGUUGUGGAAGAGAAGGUGACGGAUAGAGAGAAUGUAUCAGAAACAGAAAAGGGCAAAACUACAAAGGGAGAUAUCGGAACAGAUGACAAAGACAUCAAAGAAAGAACAGAAUCUCAGGAAAGUCGAAGUGUUAAAACGAGAGAGGAAAGUAAGCCGUCAGAAGGCAAUAUUGAAGCAGGUGAGAAAGAAAUCAAAGGAGGAAAAGAAUCGCAGAAAAUUGGAAGUGCUGAAAUAAGUGAAGAAAUCAAGGCGUCGAAGAAGGAUGUCGAAACACAUGGCAAAGAAAUCAAAGGAAGAGCCGACUCAAAGGAAAGUGGAAGUGAUCGAAUGCCUGAAGCUGAUGCUAGUGUUCAUCGUGUUCAUUCAUCAGAAUCAGUGAGUCCCAAACCUGAAGACGCAUCUGCAAAGACUAGGGUCUCGUCUUCACAUAAAGGUUCGUCGGCACGUUCCCGAGAUCCAGAGCAAACGAAAAUUUCAAGCCAGGUGGACGACGGCAAAACCACAUCAAUAAGUUCUAAUGGAGAGAAAGUAUCGACAAAAAAACCUGAUGCCGAUGUACACCCGGACGAACGAUUGAGCACAAGCAUGAAAGAUGAUCUCCCACCUUCCACCGUCAAGGUUGCUUCUGACAAAGGAAGCAUAGUCUCUUUGCGACAAGGACGUACAAGUGAGAUUGAAGAUUCGAAGUCACUGCGUUCUUCAGAGCAAAAACCUAGUUCAGUAAAAUCGGAUGGAAAGGUGGUUGAUAAGGACAAAGGAAUAUCCACGGAACUCCCCGAAAGUAAAGGCGUUUCUCUGGAAAAGGACGUUCAAACUCCAUUGCGUUCUGAUGACUUGAUACAGCCAGAGGUUUCCUCUAAGAAGGACACUACACCGUCAAAAGAAGAUGGCUCAGAGUUAAAUGUUUCCGACAAGGCCGAUACGGAGGUACAUCUACAAGAUAAACUGAGCGAAAAGGAGAAAGAGAAUAGCACAACUCGUUCAAAAUUCGAUGACGAAAAACAGCCGAAAGAUUCAUCCUCACAAGUGACCAAAGAUGAAAAAAUACAAAAGAAGGAGGUACUUGGUGAGAGUGUCCUUAAAAAGAAGAAACGUAGAAAAGAGGCCCGUAAGAAGAAAAGAACUGAUAGAAGUGAUAAGUCUGGCACAAAAGAAUCUUCCUUACAGCUGAGCCAUCCUUCAAAAGAUGUAGGAGACACACCCCUCGAAUCACUGACUUCGUCAAAACUGAAACAAUCCAGGCAAAGCGACAGCAGUGGACAAACGCCAAAAGAAAUAACAAGUAUCAAGAAGAACUUAUUGAAAAUCAUGCAAAGGUCCAAACAGCUGCAGAAACUCGAAAAUGAUCAUCGCAAAACAAAGGAAGAGGAAGAAAAGGAGGAAAUCCCUUCCCAAAAAGAUGAAGCUCCGAAGAAAAAGGAAAAGCCAUCCCGCAUUGCUGUACUUAGAAAGAAGAAAGAAACUGCAACCGACAGCUUGUCUACUAGUUUUCGCAUCAAAAUACAAAAGAAAGAGGAAGAACAGGCAUCAAUCCUUCAACCGGAGGCUACUUCUGAUAGAACGGACAGCACCGAAUCAGUGCCUCAAAACUUAGGGAUGUUGAUGAAUCUUGACAAAAUCAAAGAAAGGUCCAAACAUCUCCAGAACUUAGAGAAACAAGAUCUUACAGUCACGACAGAUAUUGACAUGGAGUCAUCUGUGCCGGAAUCUUCCGAGUCUUCCGUAUACCACAAGGAAAUUAUGUUUGAAAGCCCAAUCGAGUCGGCAGAGUCAAAUGAAUCAAAGAUUCUUAAACCUUGGACUUGGUUUAGCCCUGGAGUCACGCCGACUGCAUUUGAAAAGGUGAACAGUUACCUUGGCUUCGGUCCCAAAGGAGAUUCCCCCGGAGCAGAAUCGCUCGGUCCGAUAAGUGAGUCAAGCUCUUCUUUUAAGGAUACGGAAAGUCAAAUUGAAGACAUACCGGACGAUAGUAUCACCCAUGAAAACGACGAUGUCUCAGAGUUGCCUCCCAAGCCGAAGAAAUUUUUGAAAAAUCUAGCAAAAAUCAUAGAAAGAUCGAAACAACUUCGGGAUAUGAAAAAACAAGGUGUAAAACCCGCUUCACCUACUGGAAAACCUCCAACAAGCUUUGACAAAUCAGGGAAGCUAAUUGGCAAAAGUUACGCUGGUUCUGUCCCCUGGUCAAAGGGUAACAACAGUGACAGUGGCGAAGACGACGGUGAACAAAGUACAAAGAAAACUGAAGGGAAGGCCUCCACAAUAACUCAAAAAGCCUUAACUGGAACAUUUUUUGAUAACAAGUCCUAUUUUGCAUCGACGGUGGAUAUCUCAAUCAAAAUCGCCAGUGACGGAGAAAGCGAAAACGAUGGCUCUACCGCAGGGUUUGGAGACCAUUCUACGUAUUCAGAGUAUUCGUAUACGGACACUCUAAUGGAAAAAUCAACACUUAAAUCACACAAAUCAUCCAUCCUCCGAGCUACCAAUACUACAGUCACAGCCAGGCUCAAGUCUACCGAAUCCCAGAAAGGUAAAAGAAAGGAGUCAACUGAAUUUGGUCGGGUAACACCCAUAUCUGAAAGGGAUCCUUCAAAACAGACAAAUGAUUCCAGACAGUCUCAUGAAACAUCAACUACGCCUUUAAAAGAAAAGAGAGGCGUCAUUAUUGAUGUAGAUGAUGAUGAAAACGGAAUGCAAGAAAAAACCAUGGACGCCAGUAACAAUAACGCUGUUUCGAAUCAAAAGCAAUCUGUUCAAUCGACUGACAGGAUCAUACACAGCAAUUUAGAGAAGAGAAGUGGUGCUGCAUCUGUGAAUGAUUCCCAGCGAGAAGAAAGUGCUGGCAGUCAGAAAUCAAUAUUUUCCAAGAAUUCAUCAAUCAAACAUGGCCAAAGAACGAGCCCUCAUACACCAGCAACAGUAAAGAGUGGGGUUAUGAUAAGCGACAGCAGGAUGAAACCAAUACCACCGGAUCAUAAAAAGAUGGCACGAUCAAGUACAGCUGACACUACAGCAACUAUACCAUCCGCAAGCCAAGUAUCAUCAAAGAAAUCUGUAAAACAGAAGGAAAAAGAUUCGACUGAAGACAACAAUGACCUCCCAUCAAGCCACAGCGGUAGCUCUUCACAGACGCCCCAAAACACUGGAAGAAUCUAUAAAGACUUGGAGAAUAUGUGGAAGAAAUACGGAAACCUUCAGAAUCAAAAUAAACUCCAGAGACCUGACAGUAGAGGUUCAGAGUUAGAUGCAGUAUCCCCAGAUGAUAAGGGAAAUUUUCAUAGAAAUGAAAACAACACUGAUGAACUCCGAGAUAGAUCAGACCAGGAAGAAACAUCAGUCAGACUAGAAGAUAAAGAUGAAGAUGCCAUGAAACCUCCCAGUAGAUCUGAAAAUGACGAAAAAGAUUCAAACCAUGGAAAGUCAUCAAUGUCCACGAAAUCCUCUAGAAAGACGCCAGAGGAAGGGUAUCUCGGAGCAACAACAAUUAGCGACGUAGACAAGUCUCACGUAAAGUCCCAAACGCCACAAAUUGUUUCGAGAAUAGGGACUCAUAAAAGUGAUACAUUCGAUGGAGAUAGAGCCAGUGCUCCACCUGGACAGCAAGUAGCUAGUAAACAGUCAUCAACCUUUCCAGACCAACAUUCUUCUGCUGCAAGGAAUGCAAUACCUCUUACAGCUGAAUCGAAGCGCAGUGUCGUCUCGAGUGACAGGGCUCGAAAAACUUCAGGCAAAUCAGCAAAAUCGGAAGUAAGUCAGAUUGCCGGACAACCUGCAGUUCUUGCGACUGAGCUUAAAACACCUUCAUCGUCUAGAAGUGCAACUUCGAUAAAAUCGCCUUCAAGAGGAUCUGUAAAUAAGCAAGGGGCUGGUAAUGUUCAGACAAGGUCAAGCGGCCAAGAAGAAUUAAGAAAAGGGUCUAGUCGAGCGGAACCUAUUAGCGCCCCUGUUACACGAGAGAAGUCAUCAAGUGUCACUUCCACAAGUGAUACACCCCAACAGAUGUCUGAUCUUGAAGAGCAAAUUUCUGUUUUAAAAGAGCCCGAAUCUAAGCUAUCAAGUUCCACUGAACGACCAGAGUCUUUAGCCUCGUCAUUUAGGAAAGAAAGAGCGGCAUCCAACAAGUCUUCAUCUACAGAAAGGAAAAUUUCCAGGGCUCACAAUAAAUCUAUCAGAUCGAUUGGGUCAGGAGAAAUAUCUAGCAGUCAAACUCCCGUCGUUAAUGAAGCAGGAAGCGAGCGCAAGGAAGAAAGUUCUGUGACAGGUGCAACAAAUCAUGCUGUGGCCUGCUGGUCAAAGAAGGAUACACGGCAAAGCGCUACUUCGAAUGCAAGUAAAGACGUAUCACUAUCUGAUGACAAACGCACUCCUAUAGUUCGUAGUACUACAUCAGAAGAGAAUAUAACCCUUCAGUUACCAGAAUCUCGAAAAUCGACGAAGGAUUCUAACCGACGAAGUUCACAUUGUAAGACGAUGUCGAGAGAUGUUGAUCGCAGAUCCGUAACAAGUUCGGCUGACUCUGGUGUGACACAUGGCGUACAAGAUGCAGCUCCACAGGCAGAAGAGUUUACCAAAGUAACCCCAGCGGAAAGAACUAGCCCUCCUUUUGAACGGAAAGCACCAUCGGUUGAGAGUGAAAGCACAAGAGAAUUUGUUACAAGUGAUCGAGUUGCGCCAACACAAAUUCGAGAGGAUACACCAGGGAAUAUUAUUUCAAAGAUGUCUAGAGAGACCUCCAAUAUCACAAAACAGCAUCUUACACCCAGUCAAAGAGAAACUCUUGUACCCAUGUCUUCAGUUCGAUCUGCAACUGCCAUUGAGUACUCUAUUGAUAAUAGUGUCGGGGGAAAUAAAACGAGUCCAGGAAAACAUAUUUCGCAGAGCCUACCUGAUUUUACAGCAAGUAUCAAUGUUGCCAAGCAUUCAGAAGGGAAACAACCUACGUCAAGGGGCGGAUCUGAACGAGAGCCAGACCAACCAAUUAGACAGGAUAGGAAUAGCGUAAAAUCUUCAAAUGAAGUCGCAACUACUGUUGAAGGAUCUUUUUACGGCGAUAAAAGAGACAGAAGCUCUAUCCAGGAAACACCUAAGGUAUAUGUAAAACAAAACUUGACUACCUCUCCGGUGGGUAGCACUAACAGCAAGACGGAGCACAAUAAUCCUUUGACAGAAGCAGAUCAGCAAACACCGGAAGGCAAUUUAUCGCCUAUCUCACUGCAUAACACAGCUCGUAGCCCUACUCCUUCAUUUAGAGGGUCUGUUUCCGAUCAGGAUGGUGUCAGACCAAGGGGGUCGGAGUCACAUGGUGAUAGUACUCAUGUUCAUGAAGAAGCACAGCUCCUUGGUCAAACCUCCCCAAGUCUCUCCAGUGUUUAUCAGAACAUUCUCAAUCGUAGCCCUACUCCUUCAUUUAGAGGGGCUGUUUCUGAUCCAGAUGGUUGUAGUCCCAGAGGACCAAACUCAGCUUAUAACAAACCGGACCAUUCAGAAGUUGAAGGUGGUGACCAAUCGGGCACUCCUACAGAUUCCGUACCUACCAUCUACAGCCAGGCAUCAGCUCUAGACAUCAAAUCGCCUCGACCACCAACUGGACCAAAACAUUCUUCGGUUAGAAGAUCGUCCAGAGUCAUCAAGUCAAGCGAUGGGCAUGACCUUGUAUCCCGUUCUUUAGGCUCUUCAAUAGACGGAAGCUCAAAGGAUAUACUGGAAAAUAUAAUAAACCCGAAGUCAAACUUAGGUUCUAGAGCUUCAAAGGUGACAGAAAAUAUAGUCGGAGCACCUAUUCAAUCACUUAAAGACAAUAGCAUUCCGCGGGGAAGUUCUAAACAGAUUUUUACUCCGACCAAGAAGCUUGAUAAAUUUCAGAGUUCUUCACAAAAAUUAGAAACAAAUCCAAAUAAAUCAAACUUAUCACGUAAAACAAAGAGUGCUGGAGAAUCUUCAAAAAUGGUCAGCAAAACAAUACCCGCUGCAGGGAAGAAGUCUUUAUCUUCAUCAACUGGUGCAUUGCAAUAUGAACGCAUCACUAGUGGAUCGAGGCAGUCGGUAGGUUCCAUACAUGAAAGUGUUACAAUUGGAAGUGGAAGCGAAAGAGGAACUCCCAAACAAAAUGGACAGAUAUACCAUGAUUUAGAAAACAUGUGGAAAAACUAUGAGCACCUGAAAGACAUUAACCAGCUGGACCAUAUGAGUAUGCCUGGUGAAGAAAAUGAUGACAUGCAUCACUCACAUGGUUCUCAGAAUGAAGGCGAUGAAUCAAAAACAUUACUUGAUGAACAAACUAGAUCCCCGCUUGGUCUUAAUCUUGCUAGUGAUCGACGCACUAUUUCUCACACGUCGUCAGCCAAAAGUCGAAUGCCGAAGAAGACACCAACCGAUUCACCUUCAGGUAAGACAAGGACACCAUUUGGGGACCAAGAUCCUAUAUUCCUGAAGAAUACACCAUCCGGUUCACAGUCGAGUCAGAAAGCGAACAUACAAGAUGUUACCAGAAGUUCUACGAUGAAGUCUCAAGAAAAGCCUGAAUCACCUACAUUAUUACAAAGUUCGCCAGUGGGAGAACAACAUGAUCAAGAUCCUCCAUUGCCGAAGAAGUCACCAACUGAAUCACAGUUGAGUCAAAUAUCAACCAGACAUGAGGUAGUGUCUAGAAAUUCUAUAGCUAAAUCUCAGAUAAAGACUGAAUUACCCGUAUCUAUUUCGAGAACAACAGCUCAAGACCAAGGUUCUCUGCCGCCUAACGAGACACCAAGUGGUUCACAUCCGAGUCGAUCAUCAAACAGACAAGACAUCACUUCCAAACGAUCUUUGAAAUCACAGGCAAAGACAGAAUCACCUUCAUCUGUGAAGGAGACCUCCCUGGACAACCAAAACGAUUCACUGCAACAUAAGGCUCCAAGCGAUUUAGAAGUCGUUUCCAGAAGUUCUUCUGUGAGAUCCAAAGUUAAAUCACCUUCAUCUGGGAUACGGUCUCCAGUGGAAGGAGAGGAUUCUCCACUUCGGGAGAAGACGCUUAGUGCGUCGCAGCUGAAUCAAACAUCAAACAUACGAGACGUUGCUACCAGAAGUUCUUCACUAAAAUCUCAGACCAAGGUUAUAUCACCAGCAACCUUGAUCCCGUCUCCAAUGGAAGACCACAGUUUCACAUUGCCGAACAACCCUUCAUCUGAUUCGCAGUUGAGUCAGUCAUCAAAAAGACAAGACAUUACUUCCAGAAAUUCAAUGAAAUCUAAAGCAAAGCCUGAAACACUUUCAGUUCUGACAUGGACACCCGUUGGAGGCCAAGGAUCCCCAUUGCUUAAGGAGACUCCACCUCAUUCUUUUAAAUCGCAGACAAAGAACGAAUCACCUACAUCCAUUACUAAGACAGCAGUUCAAGAUCAAGGCUCUCCGUUACCGAACAUGUCACCAAGUGGGUCACCACAUAGUCGAACAUCAAACAGAAACGACGUUACUUCCAGAAAGUCUUCUGUGAAAUCUCAGGUAAAGAAAGAAUCACCAGCAUCUAUGAUGAAGACUCCGGUGGGUGACCAAGUCUCCCCGUUGCUAAAGACACCAAUGAAUUCACAGCCGAGUCAAACAUCAAACAGAAAAGACGUCACUUCGAGAACGUCCACUAUCAAAUCACGGACAAAGACCAAGUCACCCUCAUAUAUUACAGAGACCCCAGUUAAAAACCAGGACUCGCCAUUGCCAGAGAAGACACAUCUUAAUUCACAGUUGAGUCAAACAUCAAAAAGACGAAACGUCACUUCCAGAAGUUCUGUACAGUCUCAGGCCAAAACCGAAUCGCAAGCAUCUUUUGCAAGAACCCCAGCGAAAGACCAGGACUUGGCAUUGCAGAAAAUGACACCACCUGAUUUACAGUUAAGCCAAAAGUCAGACAUCGCUUUCCGAAGUUCUACUCAAAGUGUUGAGCAGCAUUCCAUUCCUACUGCAUCACCUAUAUCUAUUUCAAAGACAGCAGUUCAAGAUCAAGGUUCUCCGUUACCAAACAUAUCACCAACUGGGUCACAGCAAAGUCGAACAUCGAACAGAAACGACGUUACUUCCAGAAAGUCUUCUGUGAAAUCUCAGGUAAAGAAAGCAUCACCAGCAUCUAUGAUGAAGACUCCGGUGGGUGACCAAGUCUCCCCGUUGCUAAAGACACCAAUGAAUUCACAGCCGAGUCAAACAUCAAACAGAGAAGACGUCACUUCGAGAACGUCCACUAUCAAAUCACGGACAAAGACCAAGUCACCCUCAUAUAUUACAGAGACCCCAGUUAAAGACCAGGACUCGCCAUCGCCAGAGAAGACACAUCCUAAUUCACAGUUGAGUCAAACAUCAAAAAGACGAAACGUCACUUCCAGAAGUUCUGUAAAGUCUCAAGCCAAAACCGAAUCGCAAGCAUCUUUUGCAAGAACCCCGGUAAAAGACCAGGGCUCGUCAUUGCAGAAAAGGACACCAUCUGAUUUACAGUUAAGCCAAAAGUCAGACAUCGCUUCCCGAGGUUCUACUGGGAAAACCCAGACAAAUUUUGCAUCACCUAUAUCUAUUUCAAAGACAGCAGUUCAAGAUCAAGGUUCACCAUUGCCGAUCAAAUCAUCAGCUGGGUCAGAACAGAGUCAACUAUCAAACAAAAAAGAUGUCACUUCCAGAAGUUCUUCUGUGAAAUCUCAGGCAAAGGCGGAAUCACAAACAACAUUGAUGAAGACUUCUCCAUUGCUGAAGGAGACACCAACUGUUUCACUUCCGAGCCAAACAUCAAAGAGACAAGACAUUACUUCUAGAAGUACUGUCAAAUCUCGUUCAAAGACAGAAUCUAUGACACGGACCCCAGAGAAAGAAAAGGAUUUCCCAAUUUCAAAGGAUACCCCAAAUGUUUCACAUGAUGUCGAUUUUAGAAGUCCGACCGUUAAGUCUCACAUAAAGACGGAGUCUCCCGCAUCUGUUUCAAAGACGCCUGUAGAAACACAAGGUUCACCAUUGUUAAAGAAGACACCAACUGAUUCACAACCAAGUCAAACGGCAAACAGACAAGACAUCGCUUCCAAAAGUUCUUUGAAAUCUAAAGCAAAGACUGUAACACCUUCAUCUAUGAUGAAGACUCCCGUGGAAGACCAGAGCUCUUCAUUGCCAUAGACGACACCAACUGGUUCAAAGUUAAGUCGAUCAUCGAACAAGCAAGACUUCACUUUCAGAAGUUCAACUGUAAAUUCUCCAGCGAAGACAAAAUCAGCUACAUCUGUGAUAAGGACUCCAGUGGAAAGUCACGGUUCUCCACCGCCUAAAAAGACACCAAAAGGUCCGUAGAACUAAACAACUGACAAACAGAACGUCAUUUGUAGAAGUCCAAAACAGUUCGGAAAGUUUCCUCUUUGCCUCCUUCCGGAAAAGAACUUUCUUCUUCUUCUUCGUUUGGUAAAAUGGCAAUUAGUAAACUUUUACUUUUGUUGUCAAUUUCGUCGCA
Molecule: messenger RNA, 16708 nt
Organism: Strongylocentrotus purpuratus (purple sea urchin)
Lineage: Eukaryota; Metazoa; Echinodermata; Echinoidea; Camarodonta; Strongylocentrotidae
Product: mucin-16
Exons: 2
Coding region: 193-16380 (5395 amino acids)
Source: RefSeq, a predicted model, not a curated record